Dracunculus medinensis (Guinea worm) is the source of this 3060-nucleotide messenger RNA. The record is from the annotation of a GenBank genome assembly. Lineage: Eukaryota; Metazoa; Nematoda; Chromadorea; Rhabditida; Dracunculidae.
AGCUUGAUAAUAUUACCAAAAUUUUUCUCUUUAUUUUCAGAUCACAUUCGGUAUAAACGUCAAUUUGACGAUAUAAACACUCCGGAAAUCGAUUUGAAUAUCACUGUUCCAUAUAUAUUUAGUGCACGUUUGUAUCCUUACGGUAUAUCUCGGGGAGAUCGAAUUCUUAGCGGCAGUUUUCAGCUGCUCAAAUUGCGAAGCUCGCUUAAAUUUCUUGGAGAAAUAUAUAAUUCUGUUUAUAUUCGUCGGGAUGGAAUAAUUAGCUUUACAAGUGCGAAUCCUCGCCCAAGUCGAUUUCCCAUAAAUGAACCAGUUAUUGCUGUUUAUUGGAUGUCUUCACAAAGCGGCAAGGUGUAUUUCCGCGAAACCGACGUUCUGAAUUUGGCUCAAAAUGAAGUUAAUAUACAAUAUCGAUAUGGGUCAUCUAUACAUCCCACUUCAGUCCUUAUCGUUACUUGGGAAAAUGUCCAUGAUGCUGCCGAAAAAAGUACUGAAGCAAAUACUGCAAAUAGCUUCCAAAUAGCUAUAAUUAUAAGUGAAUUAGGCACAUUUGCACACGUUGUUUAUAGCAAGCUGAAUUCGAAUAAUGAUGCAAUCGCCGGAUUUAAUGGAAAAGCUAAUUAUUAUUCGUUACCUGGUUCAGGAACUCAUGAUGCUAUUUUAUUGUCUGAAAAAAGUGAUAUCGGAAUUCCUGGCGAAUUCCUUUUUAGAAUCGACAUGGAUCAAGUUUUUCUUUGCGGAGCGGGCUUUAAGGGAUUAGAAUGCAUUGAAGGAUGUGGUUUAACAGAGUGGGGCUUAGACUGCUCUCACAGGUGCCACUGUGAAGGUAGUUUACAAUGUAAUCCUGAAACAGGUGUUUGUCCAAAUGGCCGAUGUAAUCCGGGUUGGAUUGGUGAACCAAUUUGCGACCAAGAUAUCAAUGAAUGCGAAAAGCAAGCUGAUUUAUGUCCACAUGAACAACCAGAUUGCAUGAAUACUGCUGGGGCUUAUUUGUGUGUUUGUUUUGAAUAUGAUAAUAGCACUAAUAGCUGUAAAGCAUCAUGGGAUAAAAAGCCAAUUCCUGUGCCAGUUAUAUCUCUAGAACCGAAAUUAGCAACAUUCUUAAGAGCAGCCAGCACUGCCUUCUCGUUGCAACCAGAAACACUUUCGACGUUUCAUCCAAUAAAUAGAACAGAGCAAGCUACAGAAACAAUACGAUUCAACUCAGUCACUAUUCGAAAUAUGUUAUGCUUGACCAUUCUGAGUAUUUUCACAUUUCAGCCGGUGCUGGGCACAACAAAACCGCCUUGUCAUUGUGGUAUCAAUGCAGAGUGCAUUAAUGGCAUAUGUCAAUGUAAAUCAGGUUGGGCUGGUGAUGGAAAGUUUUGUGUCGAUAUCAAUGAAUGUUUUGGUGAGCCAAGCAUUUGCGGACCGCAUUCAGCUUGCGAAAAUAGUGCUGGCUCUUACAGUUGUCAGUGUGACAUCGGUUAUAUAUCAGAUGAAAAUGGCAAAUGCAUGGAUAUGGAUGAAUGCGCAGAAGGGGUCGUUAUUUGCGGAGGCGGUAAGAACAGCUCAGUUUGCGUGAAUAUCGAUGGGGGUUAUGAAUGUCGUUGUGCUCCAGGAUAUACUGGAAAUCCGGAUAGUCCUCAUGGAUGUGUCGAUGUCGAUGAGUGCCAACUUUCUGAAUUCUACUGCGGCGAAAGAGGCCUAUGCAAAAAUUUGAUCGGCAGUUAUGAAUGUACAUGUGAUGAAGGCUUUCAAAGAGAUCCACAGAGUGGCCAGUGUGUUGAUACUGACGAGUGCAGAUAUGAUCCGUGUGAUAAGGCAGCACUUUGUUCAAAUUUGUAUGGUUCGUUUAAAUGCUCGUGUAUUGAUGGUUUUGUUGGAAAUGGUGUUGAAUGCCAUGAAACAAUUUUAUAUCCCGUACAGAGGCCGACAUUGUAUUUAUUAAAGAAACCGAAUUCAGUUGCUGAUUUCAGUCUUCCCGAGCCGAUCCAAUUGUUUGGAAAGCAACAUUCGACUAUUUAUAUAUCUUCAAAUGGUGGAGUGAGUUUCGAUUCGCCAUUACCAAAUGACGCUUUUGAAAACAGUCUGAGCACUCCUGCAUUCUUCCCACUCAGCCAACAAUAUAUAUUUGAUAAGAAUUCCAACGUAAUUCUUAAAAUCAUCACUGAUACCGAUGCUCAAGAUUAUCCGUUGCUUGCUCGAUCUUCACUUAGCGUACAUACUAGAUUCCAUCAAAAAGACUUUCGAGCCAGAAAUAUGAUUAUUAUUUCAUACGAGAAAAUGAUUAAUUCGUUCCAAUUAGUGAUCUCCCGAGGUGCAAAUGCGACUUUUCUUACAUACCUUUUUGAAGAAGUAGAAUCUGAGUUCGGAUUCAGUGGUUUUUCAUCUGGUUCCACAUUAUUUGAAUUGCCUCUCGCACUUCUAGUAAAUCAAUCGAAUAUCGGUGAGCGUGGUAAGUGGAUGUUUCGUAUCGAUAGCAAAGAACCACUAAUGUGCCCAGCUGGCACUCUCGAUCCACCACUUUGUCAAAAAGAAUGUGGUGCUGGAUUUUGGGGAUUUGAAUGCAAAAAUAAAUGUCACUGUAAGGACGAUAUUCCAUGCGAUUUUGCGACGGGAUACUGUUCAAAUGCUCAGUGUGCUACUGGUUGGAUUGGAACAAAUUGUUUCCAAGAUAUUGAUGAAUGUUUCAUUGGUCUUCACAACUGCACCGAUCAGUUGGACUGCAUUAAUGAAAUUGGAACCUUCAGGUGCAGAUUUUUUUUUUUAGCGCAAGAUCCAUGUUUCGAAAAGUACAAAGAGAAAUGUUCGAUACACGCGAAAUGCGAUGGAAAUAGUGAAGAAGGACCUGAAUGCAUUUGUAAUAAUGGAUAUCAUGGUGAUGGAUUAAACUGUUUUAAGAUUAUUAACACUCCGACAGGAAACGUUAUUAAUGAUGGUUCUUUAUCAAUACCAGAAAGAAUAGAUAUAAAUGAAGAAGAAGUGGAAGUGACACCUUUCGUUAUGCAUAACUGGAUUACUGAGGUUGCCUUGUCGAUUAAAAUCAAAUUUCCACAUUGUAUGUUGAAUAAAGUGUAA